Psylliodes chrysocephalus is the source of this 7497-nucleotide messenger RNA. NCBI's taxonomy places the organism in Eukaryota, Metazoa, Arthropoda, Insecta, Coleoptera, Chrysomelidae. The record is from the annotation of a GenBank genome assembly.
GCGUCAGUUGUCAAUGUCAACUGCGGACAACGUCAACACGUUCAAUUUUUAAAUAAUGUAAACAGAAUGAACAAGUAAAACAUAAAUAAAUUUUUCCUAUUAAACUAAAUAGACUCGGUUGAUGUUUCAACUUACAAUUUACAAAAUUCUUGAUUUUUAAAGCAUUAACUCGGAUUUAAUGAAUUAAUAUGAACGUGAUGGAAAGAAAAAGAAAUAAAACCAAAAACGCUGUUUCCUCCCAAAUGGAAAAUGGUGAAUUAAUAUCGACUUCUUCAUCAUCAUUCAGCAACAUUAAAGGAGAUGAAAGAAAUAUUUUUUUGUUAUUUUUCUUAUAUACCUUACAGGGAAUUCCAUUAGGACUUUCAGCUGCAAUUCCUAUGAUUUUACAAAAUAAAGGAGUUAGUUACAAACAACAGGCUGAAUUUAGUUUUGUGACUUGGCCAUUCAGUCUAAAAUUGUUAUGGGCUCCCAUAGUUGAUUCAAUAUAUUCUACUAGGAUAGGUCGUAGAAAAACAUGGUUAAUACCUACACAGUAUUUGAUUGGAGCAUUCAUGUUACUACUAUCGAAACAUGUUUACAGAUGGCUUGGAGAAGAUGGGAGUCCUCCUAAUAUUGAAAUUUUGACUUUGUUGUUUUUUUCCCUAAAUUUCUUAGCGGCAACGCAAGAUAUUGCAGUUGAUGGGUGGGCAUUAACCAUGCUCAAAAAACAGAAUGUUGGACAUGCAUCAACUUGUAACAGCGUAGGUCAAACUACAGGGUUUUUCCUGAGCUAUGUUUUGUUCAUGGCUUUAGAGUCUUCCACUUUUUGUAAUCAGUAUUUAAGAAGCAUUCCUCAAGACGAAGGUAUGCUUACGUUAUCUGGGUUUCUCUACUUCUGGGGCUUGGUAUUUUUAGUCACCACUACAAUUGUGGGUCUGUUAAAAAAAGAAGAUGAGCCACGAUCUGCUGAAACUACUAAACCUGAUAGGGAUAUAAAACAAGCAUACAUUUCUCUAAAAUAUAUAUUAUCGUUGAAACCAGUUCAAACUUUAGUCGUAAUACUACUGACAUGUAAGAUUGGAUUUUCGUCUACAGAUAGCGUGAUGGCUUUAAAGUUAGUUGAAGCAGGUAUCCCAAAAGAAAGAUUGGGACUUAUGGCGAUUCCUUUAAUUCCUUUACAAUUAGUUAUGCCUCUGGUUAUAGCCAAAUACACUACAGGACCAAAACCGCUUGACAUAUUUUUAAAAGCGAUACCUUAUAGGCUAGCUUUUGGAUUUGUUGCAGCGUUCUUAGUUUGGAUCACACCAACUUUUGUUCCUGAUGCAUCACAGGGCUUACCAAUUCUAUACGUAGCUUUUCUAUUGAUUUGCUAUGCACUUCAUCAGGUUUGCGUGUAUUGUAUGUUUGUUGCACUAAUGGCGUUUUUUGCAAAAAUUAGUGACUCAUCAGUUGGGGGUACCUACAUGACUUUAUUGAACACAUUAACCAAUUUAGGAGGCAAUUGGCCAGCAAUAUUAGCACUAUAUUUUGUGGACCCGCUUACUUGGAAACAAUGUGAAGGUGGAGCAGAAAGUCUAGAUAAUACUUGUAGAACUACUGUAGAAAAAGAUCUUUGCAUCAGUAAAGGAGGUCAAUGCGUUACAAUUCUAGAUGGCUUUUAUAUAGAAACGUUAAUAUGUAUUGUAAUAGGAUUCCUGUGGUACCUUUGGGGCGCAAAAAGAAUUCGACACAUCCAAUUGUUAGGUGAAAAUGCCUGGAAAUUGAAAUUGAAUAAAAAAUCAGGAAAAAGAUAGUAUAAUGAAAUUUAUUAGACUAUUGUAAAUAUGUCUUAUUAAAUUGAGUGAUUUUUUACUGUGAAAUUGUGCUCUAGGACAAAAAAUUAAUAUGUUUCUCAUGAUCUAUGUCUACACUAACUAUAAUAAUAAUCCAAAUAACACACAGAAUAAAUUUUUAAUUGAUUUAUUAAAUCAGAGAAUAUUUUGUUAAUUUUUACGUCAAUUUGGAAUUCUCCUCAAUGUUUUUUUUUUUUUCAGAAAUUGAUAGUUAUAUACGUAUAAACAGGUUUUAUUCAUAUUUUUUUAAAUUCAUUCCUGAUUUCGAGAAAAAAAAUUAUAGUCAUGGUUUUUGUAGUUUCAAGCGUUUCAUUCGUUAUUUGACAUUUGACAAAGUUGCCUAUUAAUUGACGACAGACGUGAAGGCUCCAAUGCCAUUAUCUAAAACUGCGUAAUUUCUAGACAUUUCUAUUGGUUUACAAACUUGUGUUGUAGUGAUUAUAACUGAUUAUUGGAUUAUAAUAAUUAAAUAGUAAUAAUUCGAAAAUGGUCUAAUUUAAAUACGUUAUGAGGUUAGAUACUUUGUUUUUUUGAUUUGUUAUAAAUAAUUAAUGAUUACUUGUUGAUUAAUUUUUCUUUUUAUUAUAAUAUCGCUGUGUUUAAAAAGUAUAUACACAGAAGUAAUCCAGGGGUAAUUCUUAUAGUUUAGGGUCCUAAUCUAAUUAUUGCUUUUAUACAAAUAUAAUAAUGCUGCUUUAUAUAGAUUACACUAAAUUACAAUGUAUAUAAUAUAGGUAAUAUAAAAGCCUUUGCUUAAAGGAUAGGCGUUCAGUAUACUUUAUUUUUUGCUGUUCUUUUUUGUGAGAUGAAAUAUAUGUUGGAUAAGCAUCUUGUACCAAAUUGUUUAAAUUCAACGGAUAUUUCUCCAAACAAAACAUUUAUAUUUAUCUCAGGAAUUUGAAUAUGAGAAAAUGGCGGUUUCGGGCUAUAGCACUUUAUAAAAACUAUAAAAUACUGUUGCGAAGAUCAUUUCAAUAUAUGUCGCUACAUUAAAAACUAUUUUUUUAUAAGGUAACAUAUAUAAUAAAUUAUAAAUAUGGUCAUGAUACAUUUAUUUAUAUGAUUUAUAAAUUUAUAUUAGUAAACUGCUGUAAAAAUUUCGAUAAAAAUAUAAACAUACAAAAGACAAUUAGGUUGGAACAUAACACACAACUGACUGUUAAUAUAAAUACAGCGUUUAGGAAUUGAUCCAAACUAUUCUGAAAUCCCUCUCCCUUUCUCUUAAAUGAGAGAAAAGGAUGGAAGCGAUUUUCCGAGUGCGGAACUUGAACGGAACGGAUGAAUCCCUAAGAAACAACCUUACACCGUUGCCAAAUAUCCAAAGAGAAACGUGGCGCUUUAAACUUUAAAUACCUGACUUUAUUUUUCAAUUUUAACUACCUAGAAAAAAAAUUUAAGGGAUAAAAAUUUUGUAGAGUAUUUUAGAUAUUUUUCAUUAUUUAUGUAUUUUCUUUUUAGAUGAGAAUUCCCUAUUGUUUGCAUUUUGAUUUUUUUAUUUCUUAAUAUUUUUCAAUCAGGUUUUAGUAGAGAUACAGAAUAUAUGCACUAAUACAGAAGCAAAGUCAUUGUCGGAAUCUUUGCGAAGGUCAAAAUUUAAGUGACAGUUAAAGUUUCUGUAGUUUUUUACUUCCACUAGGAAAAAUGAUCAAGCUUAGUUAGUUCAGAUAAUACACUAAUAUUUAAAUAUCUUUAUCUUUAACAAACAAAUGUAUGGAAAAUCGAUUUAUGUAUGAUUUACGUCAAUUUCUUUCAUUAUUUCUAAAAAUUUAUGAGAUAUUCCAAGUUUUAAACUUAUCUUACUAAACUGUGACACAAAUAUCUUCUCUAAUUUAUAAAUGUAUAAUUACUCUUGUUGCAAUCAAAAUGUUUCCAGUUUUUCCCAUAGAAAAGUUUAAUUCUAAUUGUAAUCCUAUUUUUUAUUUCGUUUAAUCGUACUAUUUUUAAUCAGAGAAUCUUCAGUUGUUCUGUGUCCCAUUCUUAAUAUAAGAAAAAAAUUAUUACGUUGUUUUGUGAUGUUGUUGGCAUACUGAAAUUGACUCGACAAUGGGUAAUUUUUUAAUUAAAUAUUAUUUUGCUCAAAAUUUUUUAGGAACCAACUAUUUCUUUUUUUUUUAUAAAGUUGUUUUGUGAGAGUAGAAUUUUGACUAGGGGACUGGGACUGUAUCACCUACCAGUCUUGUCGGUUACAAGUAUAACUAGAGCCCGUAUGUUAAUAGAUCAUUUCAGUCCAGGUAUGGAUUUUACCUCGACAAAAUAUUUAUCGAUUUAGUGUUAAAAAUUUUCUGUGUAUAUUAAUUAAUAGAGCUCAAAUUAUAUUAUUGUAGACGUCAAAUUAGGGAGAAAGUGACGAUUUUAGAUAUAAUAAUACUCUCCCUAAUUCACCCCUUUACGAGUGAAUUUUAACCCCAAUAUUAUUAUUAUUUGCCGUGGCGCUCCGGGGCGACUUAAAUAUGAUAUCUAAUUACAAGAUUAAAACGACUAAACGAAUUUGUAUUUUUAAAUAAUUAUUCUAUCGACAAUAAUUAAAAAAAUAUUUUUUCUAAUCCGUUUGAGAAAACCCACUUUAUCGAUAAGGGUUGUUGAACGGUUGUUAAACGCAAAAAGGGGCCAAUUUAUGUUCCUAGUUGAAUUUUGUUUAUUAAGCUGUCAAUUUCGACUAAGAAAUUUUACGUUUUUAAAUUCAUUUAACCACGUUAGAGAAAUACUCACUCGCUAGUUGAGCCAAUGAACAUUAUAUUUAAUAUAUACCAAUGUAUUAUCCAGUUGUCACGAACCACUGCUAAUCGUCCAAAGAAAAUAUUGAUAAAUGUUUUAUCUAAUUUUGACAUAUAAUGUUGAACAUUAUGAAACUAGUUACGAAAAAUUCAUUAUGUCACCAGUUGCGAAAAGAAAACAAAAAAAUGAACCUUUUUUGUUAUAAAAUCAAUAAUAUACCUACAUUAUUAUUAUUAUUAUUGAAAGUUUAUAUCAAAGAAGGGAAAGUUGACUUAUAAAAAUAGAAUUUGUUUAAACUUACAACAUAGUAAUAAUAUUGUUUUGGUCCUUAUUUUCCAUUCUAAAUCAGCACAAAAUAGUUAAAACGCAAUAGAAGACAAAAUAACUCACUUUUUUGAAAACUAAAUAACUUUAAUAAGCAAUAUAAACACAAGUCGUUGAGAAUAAAUAAUGAAUAUGUCAAUAAAAUUAUGCAUAUGCAACAAGAAAGUAAUAUUGGUUGCCUAGAUGUCAGUUAUGUUUUCCCAAACACAAUUUUUAUAAAUAAUCUAAUCAAAAUUAGAAAAAAUAUUGUAUGUAACAUGUUAUGUUACUCGCUCAUGUUGCGGAACCUCGCUCUGCUCGUCCCGCAAAUACUCGUUACAUAAAAUAAAGCUAUUCGUAAAUACUUAUUAAACAACAAUUCUGAUUUUUCAUACUACCUGUAGUCUUCUGGAUCUUUAAAAGGUAAAGAAGUAGAUGUUUCCCAGGAAAACAUAAAUGUACCGUCUUUAAACAAUUACACAAUAUUUCUACAUUCUAUAAAGUAUGUCCGUAAAGUAUGGAAUAAAUUCAUUUUCAGCUAAAAUAUCAUUUUUUUAAUGAAAUUCUCGAAACAGGUAUAUUUUUAAUUUUCCACAUUUUGAAUAAAGUUAUAUAUAGGGCGAUGAACAUGACGUCAGCUACAAUUUUUUAAUGGGAAGCCUAUAUAUUAUUCAUUUUGGGAAUCGCUAUGGAAACCUAACUACAAAAAUUUAUCAUACAUAGGGUUUAUAAAUAGUUCGUCCGUUAAAUAUUCAAGGAAUAACUUUUGGAAAAACCCUAGAAACCUUCGAAUUUUAUUGUCAUUUGAGCAUUUUUUCAAAUGAAAUUAAUAAAUAAUUCUUGUAGGAGGAAUGACAUCCAUAUUUGUUUAAAUUCAACCCCAGUUUUCAUUACGGACGUAGUGAUAUAUUUUUGAAUUUAUCUUCCAUGACAAUUCCAAAAAUUGGAUAAUAUAUAGGGCGUCCCCUGUAUAAAUAUAUAACUAUUUGAUCAAAAUGUAGCAAAUUGAAAUUAAAAAUCGACCUGUUUCUGAAUUUAUUCCAUAAUUUACAAACGUCUCCGUGACGUCCGUGGAUGUUAUAUGAUCAUUUUAUGCAUAUGAAUUUUACCAUUGAUUAACUUAAAAUAUAAUGGAACACGAAAUGAAGACAAACUGAAAGUUUUAUCCCGAAAAAUCUGUUUAACUGCUAAAACAAAUGACAUAAUUCAGUUAUAAAUUCCAGAAUCCGAGAGGUGAUAAGAAACCCAAAAAAAAAUUUGGAAAAUGGUUUUGAAAAAAUCAGACGUUGAGGAUCCAUGUUGGUUGUUAAAAGACUCAAACAAUUAGGUAACGCUUCGGUGGUUUAAUGGUUAUGCCGUUGGGUCGGCAACCCAGGUUCGCGCUUCGAGCCCUGCUCAGAGUGGAUUUUUUCAAAAUAAUUUUUCUUUGGUUUGUUGUUAUCACUCCUCUGAAUCUGGAAUUACUAUUUUCACUUACAUAUGGAACAGUUAUUUAUAUUUAUUUUAAAUUUUAAUAGUUAUCACAUAUGUAUAUAGUGUACAAUGCAGAAUAGUCUACUGUGUAGUAUAAGUGUAGUUAGAACAUACCCAGUAUUUUCUAUAACUGCCAAAUUUAUAAGAUUAAUUUAUGUAUAAAAUAUCAUUUUAGUAUAAAUAAAUGUUUGCAUGCGUACGGUGUGCUGAAUCCACACCUUUUUUUGACUUAUGAGCUCUGACAUAGCGGCCCUGAUCAUCAGCAAAAAAAUUGAUCCCCAAAAAUUUGCUAGCUUUCGGUUCUGCAUUAGUGUAUAUUCUGUGGUAGAAACCUUAAAUCAUUGCACAAAUUUUAUUCUAUUUCAUUGUCUUGUUAUAGAAAACUUUUUCUUUUUACCAGUAGUUUCCUAAUAAAGAUUUUUGAUGACUUGCAGGUUUACUAAUAGAAUUUGUAUCAAAUUAUAUUAUAUGAUAUUAAACUAAUUUACUUAAUUUUUAUCUAUAAUAUUGAGUACAACCGAUAAAAUAUUCUAGAAUUCAAUGUACCUACAUAGAUCCUGAAUAACUACUUUAAUAUAUUUUUUUAAUAAAAUUUGUAAAUAUGGGUGUAAACAUAUUUAGAUUGUAAUUGGUGAUUGAUUGUAUUUUACUGUUGUUUAAAUUAUUUUGUAAUAUUUUUUUGAAUAUUUAUUAAAUAUGUAUUUGCUUAGUUAUUAAUUAACUAUAGCUGAGGUUGUUACGUUUGUCAAUCUGAAUUGUUUUGGGUUCAAUAAAAGUAUAAAAAUAAAUAUGGAUAAAAGCAUUUUUAUUACACCACAACUUAAAACUGUGUUAUUGAAAGCAACGCUUUAUAUACUUUUUCUACAUUAAUGCAAAAAACAAAACUUUAUUGAACUAUAUUUAGUGAAAAAACUGGUUCUUUAUUGCACUCAUCUGUCAUUUUACUACAGCGUUUUAUGAUCAUGACAAACAUAAAUAUUCAAAUCAACGCCAAAUAUUUAGUCCAUUUUCAUUUUCUGUGUUACGUUUUAAAAACAAUUGCAUAUUUUAUAUUAUUUUCAAUCAUUUAAUAUAUAAAUUAAUAAAAAAAUGUAUUUUAUUAAAAAUGGCAUUACAAAUUAUGAACACCAACGUAAAUAAAUGCCUCAAAGAAAGGUACACGAUCACGGCUACUAUGAUAUGGAUAAUACAACUG